GACUUGAACGCACCAUGUCAGCGCUCUUAUGUUUUUCUUCGUUUCUAUAGGUCGGUAUGUUUACGAUAUAGGUACGCUUUUCGCGCAUUCGAAAAAUAUAAUGUAUCUACGCGUACCCAUACGAUAUUUAUUCAAUAUCAUAUUUUUGGAUGUGAUCAUAUUACGAUCGUCUAUGGACAGCGAUCGGUAUUAAAACGUUUUUUUUUUCGUUAUUUUAAGUUUUUGUACGUUAUGCAUAUGCUAAGUGCUCUGACGACUUAGAUAAUAAUAAUUAUACAAUAUAAUAAAACCCUCUACACUCUAUAGUAAUAACUAUAGACAACAUUAAUCAUAUUCUUUUGAUGUUAACAUUGGUCUUAAAAAACAAUUAGUGAGACAAAACACCCGAAUUCAUAUCGCAACUGGUGCCAACAAAAAACUAAGAAAACUACGAUUAUCAAUAAGAAUAUGCUAAAGGGACCUGGUUUACUGAAAUACACCAGCUAUAAAUUAUGAAUAAUAUUAGAAUAUUAAUCCCUCUAGGAGAAUGAAUCGCCUUGGUUACAAUAAACUAUGCAGUACCAAUAUAACGAAGAAUACCAUAUUUGGACAUGAGCAGAAAGGCCACAUCCUGUCACAUAUCUAAUUAGAUCAUCGCACAUUCGCAGAAUCCUAAACUGCGUAAAUAGCUCGUGAACUACAAAUGAGUCACAUCCUUUGACCAGAAGGGACAGAGGAAUAGUAGGAAGGGGGAAACUGACUAUAUAAGGGGGCCCUGAGGAGGACCCCGUCAGACGUGAUCUACCAGAGCCAGCACAAGCACCUUCACGUCACUCGACGCUAUGAAUAAUUCAUCUCGACUUAGUCUAAUUUGCUAAUUAUUUGUUCUUAAACUAAUUUACACAUUUAUUAAUUUAUCCAUUAAUUCAAAUUUUAAAGUUUUUACAUAACUCUAUUUAUUUAACCACGGCAUAUCCCAUUGCUGUUUGGCUCACUACACAUAUAACUCGCAUAUAAGCACAGAUUGCCAUAUGACGGUGCCACAAGUAGAAGAUGAACAAGAACAUCAUUCAGCAUUGACAGUAGCCGAUGAUUCGAAUUCGGCCGAUGUUCCGAAUUUGAAAGGUGAUUGGCAUAACAUUUUUAUAUUGUUAGUGCUGUAUACAAUGCAAGGCAUAGCAGGUCUAGGUUUCUAUACAGGAGUGGCGAUACUUAUGCAAACCAACAAACACAUAACUUAUAAAGAUCAGGCUCUUUUUAGUAUAGUUACAUGGUCAUAUAGCUUGAAAAUGAUCUGGGCACCUUUAGUAGAUGCGUUCUGUAUACAAAAAAUGGGAAGACGAAAAUCUUGGCUAAUACCUGUUCAAUAUUUAAUUGGAGGAUGUUUCAUUUAUAUAGGCAAUAAUAUUAACGAAUGGUUACCAGAAACGGAAAAGCCAGACGUAUUGAAAUUGUUUUACGCGUUUUUCUUCGUUCAAAUUUUGGUAGCCACACAAGACAUAGUUGUCGACGGUUGGGCACUAACAAUGCUAAAGAAGAAUAACGUAGUGUAUGCAUCAACUUGCAAUGGAGUUGGCGCACCACUGGGCAUAAUGAUGGGCUCCUUUUUUCUCGUUUUGUUCACAUCAGAAAAUUUUUGUAACAAGUACUUACGAUUUACACCGGUUACAGGUGGAAUAUUGACCAAGGAAUAUUUAUUUUACUGUUUGGCCGUUCUUUUUAUUUUAAUAACAACAUUGAUUUUGAUCUUCAAAAAAGAAAAAGAAUACAGGUCAGAGGAAAACUACAUAAAGCUCAACGUUAUUCAAAGUUAUCUACUUAUAUGGGAUAUUUUAAAAAAACCUAGUAUCCGGGUAUUGAUGACUGCAUUGUUGACAGCGGAGAUUGGAUUCGCUACAACUGAACAAAGUUUGUUGAUUUUAAAACUCAUUGAAACAGGAGUACCAAAACACAAUAUUAUGGUAAUAAACUCAUCAACGUACAUUGUAAACAUUAUUACUCCGAUCAUUAUAUCAAAAUACACUUCGGGACCUAAACCAAUGAGCGUAUUCUUAAAAGUAACACCCGCCAGAUUAAUUUGGAACAUUACGUUUGUUAUAUUUAUAUAUUAUACAACAAAAUUCCUUACAACUUAUGAAAAUAUAGGUUUUCCAAUAUAUUAUUAUGCAGUUUUAGCAAUAUUAUUCAUAAUAAAUAACAUUCUAGGCAUGACUAUGAAAGUGUCUAAAUUUGCUUUAUUCAAUCGUAUAAGUGAUCCUCGUUUUGGUGGUACAUAUAUGACAUUAUUGAAUACGUUUUCUUAUUUGGGAACGUUUUCAUCGACUUCACUAGCGAUUUCAAUGAUAGAUUUUUUAACAUUCAAAGAAUGUCCAUUAAAUUAUGAUAACAAUUGUUCUACAUCAAAUCAAAACAACACGUGUAUAACAAAUGGGAGUAGUUGCAUUGUAACAGUUAACGGCUAUUACGUAGAAUCGGCUCUUUGUAUAUUGUUUGGAAUCGGAUGGUACUAUAUUUUCAGAGGUACUCUUAAAAAACUUCAAGUAAAGAGCCCUUCUCAUUGGAUGGUCAAUGUAAAAAAUAAUAAAGUGAAGAAAAAUGAAACAACUGAGUACACAAUGGUUGAAAAUACACAGUGAAAUGUAUUACCUUGCUAAACUAUAUUAGGUCAAUCAAUAAUAGUUUUGCUUUUUAAUAUUUCAUCUUAGGUAAUCCUAGUUUAUCUAUGUUAAUUUUGUAUUGUUAAUUAAUUUAGUUAUCGUCGAUUAUACUUGUGCUAAGUUAAGAUAAAUAAUUUAUUAUUAAACGAUAUUAAAUUGUCUCUACUUACUUAUAAA
Molecule: messenger RNA, 2813 nt
Organism: Rhopalosiphum padi (bird cherry-oat aphid)
Lineage: Eukaryota; Metazoa; Arthropoda; Insecta; Hemiptera; Aphididae
Product: acetyl-coenzyme A transporter 1-like
Exons: 10
Coding region: 1011-2615 (534 amino acids)
Cellular component (GO): membrane
Molecular function (GO): acetyl-CoA transmembrane transporter activity
Source: RefSeq, a predicted model, not a curated record